Rhipicephalus microplus (southern cattle tick) is the source of this 468-nucleotide messenger RNA. RefSeq lists its product as uncharacterized. Lineage: Eukaryota; Metazoa; Arthropoda; Arachnida; Ixodida; Ixodidae. The record is from RefSeq and is a predicted model, not a curated record.
AUGGACGUAAUUCCCAAGGAGAAAACAUCGCCACCAGAUGGACACACAAGAAAAGAGAAUGCCAUGGUAACGUGCAUAUCUGACUGCGCAUGGCUGAUCGUGCAGGUGGACAUUGGCAGUGGCCUUCAAAUAAAUUCCAGAGCAUGGAAGCACAUUCAGGGCCAUCAAAAGGAUUCUCUUUUUGUGAAGGACCUUCUUCUCGGAAUUUGGCCCAAGAAACAACUGAAAAACCGCUCAUUGCAAGAGAAGCGGUGUCCACGAUUUCCCGAUCGGCCUGCAAAGACUCCGCUGACACCAUGGAAAGUAGAAGUGAUGCGUGACUGUUACAGAUGGAGACUGCAGUGCCAGGGCAUUCCCGAAAACCUUGUGCCUGCUGCAGUCGAGCAGCUGAACCACUUCGUGGUUGAGAAGCUGGCGGGCCUUGAGAGGCUCGGAAAAUGGGAAAAGACGCAGGAAAUUCCUGAAUAA